CAUCAAAAAAAGCUGCUUAGCCGCUAAAAAGCAUUUAAUUUAUUUAGUUUUUAGAAAAAGUCAAGCAAAUUUUAAAGCUGCUUUUAAAUAAAAAAUAAAUGCAGAUCAUAAACAAGCUUAAUAGUAUAUAAAGCCCUUUAGCACGACUACCCUUCUAAACUAGAGGCUAUCUUUCUCUUUUUGGAGGCUUUCUUAUCCAUUUAAUUUUAGGAACAUUUUAUCUUUGGAGUACUAUGAAUACUUAUGUAACUUCAUACUUAAGAAACGAUGGAUAAAACUACACAAACGCAGAUGUUAACGCAGUAUUCCCUUUCAUGAUGCUUGCUAUUAAUAUUUGCAAUCCUUUUGGAGUUAUAUUAGCUAAAAAAAUAGGAUUUAGACUUUAAGCAGUGGUAUGCUCUUUUAUAUUAGGAGUAUCUGUAGUGUUAAGUUCUUUUUUUGUUGAUAAUUUUAUACUCUUUUCCUUUUUUUAUGGAUUUAUGUUUGGGUUCGCCACAGGAUUAGUUUAUAUGAUACCAUUUAAUACAAGCUAUCUAUAUUUUCCACAUAGAAAAGGAUUUGCAAGUGGUGUAAUUUCUGCUGGUUUUGGAUUUGGAGCUACCCUCUUCCUUUGGCUUGUAUAUAGCUUUAUGAAUCCUCAUGAUAUCCGUCCUAUUAACUCUCUUUUUCCUAAACAAGUUUCAGAAAAUCUACCUGAUACCCUAUUGACUUUAGGUUUUUUAUAUUUUAUAAUCUCAUUAAUUGGUGCUUUAUUAAUUGAAAGACCUACUUAAGAGGAGAUAGAUUAAGUAGAAUAAGAAAUAUAACAAAAUGAUAUUUAAUAAGAAAUGUAACUCCUCAAAAAUGAUUACUCUAAAGCUGAAGAUAAAAAUAUUACAAGUUAAAAUUUACCAAACGAAUGUUAGACAUUUUAAGAUGGGAUGAAUACAAAAAUAAUUUAUUUAACUAUAGCCAUGGCCACUUUAUUUUGCUGUUAUGGAAUUAUGAUAAUUGCUAAUUUUAAGCCAUAUGCAAGCUAACAUAAUUAUAAUGACAGCUUUCUAACAUUUGUUGCUACUAUAGGGAGUAUAGUAAAUGGAUUGGCAAGACUGUUUUGGGGAUACUUAAUGGAAAAAAUUACAUUUAAAUAAAUAAUUCUCUACAAUUUAGGAAUAUAAAUAUUUAUAAGUUCAACCUUAGAUUUAAUCAUAGAUGUACCUUUUUUAUUCUUUAUUUAUAUUAUACUUGCUUAUUUUUCCUACGGUGGAUGGUAUGCAAAGCUACCAGCUCUUGUUGCUAAAAUUUUUGGUAAAAAGGUAGGAACGACAAUUUACGGAAUAACAUUUACUGGCUUUACGAUUGCUGGCUGGAUUUAAUUCUUUUUAGUUAGAUAAGUGCAACAAGAUAUAGGUUGGGGAAACCUGUUUUUGAUUUUUACAGUCAUUUAAAUACUAUCUCUUAUUUAUUUCAAGGAUAUUGAUUUUAAUUUUGAUUGGAGAGCCUUUUACAAAAAUAAAUAGAGUAAUUAAAUCUCUAAAGUUUGA
Tetrahymena thermophila SB210 is the source of this 1523-nucleotide messenger RNA. Its product is annotated as oxalate/formate antiporter family transporter. The transcript has 2 exons. The record is from RefSeq and is a predicted model, not a curated record. Gene Ontology annotation, biological process: transmembrane transport. Gene Ontology annotation, molecular function: transmembrane transporter activity. NCBI's taxonomy places the organism in Eukaryota, Ciliophora, Oligohymenophorea, Hymenostomatida, Tetrahymenidae.